Molecule: messenger RNA, 2890 nt
Organism: Engraulis encrasicolus (European anchovy)
Lineage: Eukaryota; Metazoa; Chordata; Actinopteri; Clupeiformes; Engraulidae
Product: DNA topoisomerase I, mitochondrial
Exons: 21
Coding region: 437-2683 (748 amino acids)
Biological process (GO): DNA topological change; chromosome segregation; DNA replication
Cellular component (GO): chromosome; nucleolus
Molecular function (GO): DNA topoisomerase type I (single strand cut, ATP-independent) activity; DNA binding
Source: RefSeq, a predicted model, not a curated record
UCCGCAGUCAUCAGAUUCACCUCACGCACAGAGGAGUGGACUGGGAGGGAUUCGUCGAUUGACAUCUUCGUUUGGAAUGUUCCAAGGUCAAGAGACUUCCUGUGGACUGUUCCAUGAUCAGGCUCCCUCUGUCUGUCUUGCACCAACGAACUCCUGAUAGUUGCCCUCUCGCAGACAAUUUGACUCAGACAUAAAGCCGUUUUUAUCGUGAAAUCAAUUCAAAACAGUCAGAGGACAUUCGGCACUUAGCACAUUAAUUUCCAUUCAACGUUGACACAUUAGAUUCUGUUGUAGCUAGCUGUUUACUGCGCUAUUCUGUUCGACAACUUCUUGGCUAUCACCUACCUGUGUGAACACGUGGAAUCACUGGAUUGGAAAGGCCAGAACAGCUACGGUUUCGUCUGCAUUUGCAUCUCCUCACCUGCAUACCUGACAGAUGACUCAGUUGGAUAACAUUGAUGUCCAGGAGGUGAAGGUGAAAAAAGAGAAGAGUGAAAGGAAGAGCGAUUUUACACCAGGAAGUGUGAAACCACAGAAGGAGCGAGUGGAAUCGUCUAAGAAACCCUCCGAUGGAAGCAAGGCCAAGGCCCAGAAGAAGGUCAAGGACCUGAAGACGGAGGAUGUGGACUCGGACGCCUCAGAUCUCCCACUGCGACUGCUUGUGAAACAGGAGCCAGAUGGUGCAGACUUUGCUGAGGAGAAGAGGGGGAAGAAGAGGAAAAGGAUUAAAGAAGAGGACGAGGCAGCAGCAACAGAUGAAACAUCAUCCAAGAAGAAAUCGGCAAAGAAAAAGAAGAGAGUGGAUGAAGAUGGUGAUGUAGCUUCAGAGAAGAAGAAGAAGAAACAGAAAACUGAAGGGAAACCAAAGAAACCCAAGAAGGAGCCUAAAGAGCCUAAGGAGAACGACAAGGGCAAGAAGAGCAAGGAGGAGCGUGAGGCAGCCAGGGCCCUCAAGCUCAAACUCAAGGAGGAAGAGGAGCAGCAGCGCUGGAGAUGGUGGGAGGAGGAGAGGUACGAGGAUGGAGUGAAAUGGCGGUUCCUGGAGCACAAGGGGCCUUCCUUCCCCCCGCUGUACCAGCCCGUGCCUGAUGACGUCCGCUUCUACUACAACGGCAAAGUGAUGAAGCUGAGCCCGGCGGCAGAGGAGGUGGCCCUGUUCUUCGCCCAGAUGCUGGACCACGAGUACACCACCAAGGAAGUCUUCCGCAACAACUUCUUCACCGACUGGAGGAAGGAGAUGAAUUUGGAGGAGAGGAUGGUCAUCACUGACCUCAACAAGUGUGACUUCGGAGAGCUUCAUGCCAUGCACAAGAGCAGAGUGGAGGCCCGGAAAAACAUGUCCAAAGAAGAAAAACAGGUGAUAAAGGACAGCAACCAGAAGAUCGUGGAGGAGUUUGGCUUCUGCCUGCUGGACCACCACAAGGAGCGCAUCGGCAACUUCAAGAUCGAGCCCCCGGGGCUGUUCAGGGGCCGCGGGGAACACCCCAAGAUGGGCAUGCUGAAGAAGAGAGUCAGGCCAGAGGACGUCAUCAUCAACUGCAGCAAGGACUCCAAAGUGCCUGCGCCCCCUGCUGGUCACCGCUGGAAGGAGGUGCGCCAUGACAACACGGUCACCUGGCUGGCCAGCUGGACGGAGAACGUCCAGGGAUCCGUCAAGUACAUCAUGCUCAACGCCAACUCUAAACUCAAGGGUGAGAAGGACUGGGAGAAGUACGAGGUGGCUCGUCAGCUGAAGGGCCGCGUGGACCAGAUCCGCUCCCAGUACCUGGAGGACCUCAAGUCCAAACAGAUGGUCACCCGCCAGAGAGCUGUGGCCCUCUACUUCAUAGACAAGCUGGCGUUGAGAGCAGGUAAUGAGAAGGAGGAGGGGGAGACUGCUGACACGGUGGGCUGCUGCUCUCUGCGCGUGGAGCACAUCAGCCUGCACGACGAGAUGGACGGACAGACCUGCGUAGUGGAGUUCGACUUCCUGGGUAAAGACAGCAUCCGAUACUACAACAAGGUCCCCGUCAGCAAGAGGGUCUUCAAAAACCUGAGGCUCUUUUUGGACAACAAGGAGCCAGGAGAUGACCUGUUUGAUCGCCUCAGUACCACCACUCUGAACAAACACCUGAGCUCCCUGAUGCCUGGGCUGACUGCCAAGGUUUUUCGAACAUUCAACGCCUCCAUCACUCUACAACAGCAGCUGAAGGAGCUGUCCAACAUGUCAGACAGCGUGGCGGAGAAGCUCCUGUCCUAUAACCGUGCCAACCGUGCCGUGGCCAUCCUGUGUAACCAUCAGCGCGCCCCUCCCAAAACAUUCGAGCAGUCCAUGGCCAACCUGCAGUCCAAGAUUGACGUUCGUAAGGAGCAGCUGGAGAUAGCCAAGAAGGAGAUGAAGGAGGCCAAGAAGGAGGCCAAGGCUAACCCCAAAGACGCCAAACUGCAGACUGUACUUGAUAAGAAGCGUAAGGCGUUGUCUCGGUGUAAGGAGCAGCUGCUGAGGAUGGAGGUGCAGGCCACAGACAAGGAGGAGAACAAGCAGAUCGCACUCGGCACCUCCAAGCUCAACUACCUGGACCCACGCAUCAGCGUAGCAUGGGCCAAGAACAUGGAGGUGCCACUGGACAAAGUGUACAACAAGUCCCAGAGGGACAAGUUUGCCUGGGCCGUGCACAUGACCGAGAUGGACUUUGAGUUCUAGAGGGACCGGAUGUGUGUUAAACAUACAGCACUUACUUUUUGGUUCAUUUUUAUUAUUUUCUUGUAAUACUCAACUUUUAAAAAUUGCCUUUUACAUUAUUAUUGUUCAUGUAAUUGUUGCCACUGACUCAAGAAAAUGGUUUUAUUGUGCUUUUAUGACUGAUUAGUUUUUACACAUUUUUAAAUAAAUGUUGCUUGUUCAAAGAAA